This is a messenger RNA of Fusarium odoratissimum NRRL 54006, 1393 nucleotides long. RefSeq lists its product as uncharacterized. The record is from RefSeq and is a predicted model, not a curated record. Gene Ontology annotation, cellular component: cytoplasm; nucleus. The transcript has a single exon. NCBI's taxonomy places the organism in Eukaryota, Fungi, Ascomycota, Sordariomycetes, Hypocreales, Nectriaceae. Gene Ontology annotation, molecular function: ribonucleoside-diphosphate reductase inhibitor activity. The coding region runs from base 411 to 1067 and encodes 218 amino acids.
GCUGUCAAGGCCACUUUGGGGAUCGUCUUCGUCUUGGGGCAGGACAGGGGCACUUCACUUUCUCGACCCUGUUCUUUUCCUCACCCCAGCAACAAGCCAAUAUUGGCUUUCGACUUGUUUCACCCAGAAGCCCCUCUUCGCUCUGUUCUCCUUUUGAACCCUUGUUUUCUUCCCUCGAUUGCGACGUCAUCUGCGUUCUUACAAGAACUUACCUCUCUUCAAUUCUGUCCAUUGACAAACUCCCCACUCUACCACUCUUGAACUCUGUUUCUGUACUUGACUUUCUUGUCAGUCGUUGCUUACUGCGAUCUUGUCUGCAACGUCAUUCCAUCAGCGUAACAACUAUUGACGAUUCUUGUUGAAUCAAUCAACACUACAACUUCACACCAACUUGCUCCAAAUCUGCCAUCAUGUCUACUCCUCGUAUCAAGCGUCAAUUCGCCGGCGCCUCUGCCGACCCAUCUCAACGUCAAAUCACUUCCUUCUUCAAUGCCCGAUCAUCCGAUGAGUCUGCGAUUGCUGAGGCCGACAAGCCCAUGCAACCUACUCUUCCUUCAAACGUCCAGGCCAACCUACUCAGUGUCGGUAUGCGAGUUCGCAAGUCCGUUCCCGAAGGCUACAAGACAAAGGGCACCAGUGCUUUCAAGCUCUGGACAGACAAUGCACCUGUAAACGCUUCUACCGCUACUGCAAAGGCACCUGGCAAGGGUGCUUCCCGAGAGCUUCUCCCCUUCUGCGGAAUCAACAAGGUCGGCGGCCUCGACACCCAGCCGGAAUUCGAGGAUGAUGUACCAGACCUCGAUGCUAUCCCCGAGCUCACCAUGUCGCAAGAGAGUGCGGAGGGCGAGUCGUACGACGGUUCUCGAAAGCGAAUUUUCGACGAGGAUGACGAUGAGCUUGACUCGAGCUUUGACAUGGGCAACCACGGAAACCCUCGAGUCAUGGCUAUUCCAGUUUCACGAAAGGGUGCCGGUUUAAGGAGCUUUGGUCAAGACAACCGGAACUCAGGAUCUGACUUUGAUGAGGCUGAUUUCCUCGUCAACCCCGAAAUGGACCUAGCCAACUAAGUCACAGUGUUGUUCAUUGGCUCAAGAAGAGCUUUGUAUGUUUCAUGUUCACUAGAAGCUAUGUCGCGGUGUCGCAAGCUUUGGGUCAGGCGUUCAGGAUUAUGAUAUAUUAAUGCUUCAGAGCGGUUAAAUGUUAUUGGAUGGCAAAAAUGUAUCGGGACUCGCUGUAUGCUGUAUGGAAAUAAAACAAACCGGUCGUUAUAAGACCUACAAUUAUAUCCUUGUCCACCAACUUACAUACCAACGAAUGGCUCUCGGAAUUCUAGCAGAUCUCGUUGUCCGUAAAACUCACCAGCUACCGUCAAGAUCAUAUUAAGAGUUGCACG